Molecule: messenger RNA, 3424 nt
Organism: Miniopterus natalensis
Lineage: Eukaryota; Metazoa; Chordata; Mammalia; Chiroptera; Miniopteridae
Gene: RIOK3
Product: RIO kinase 3
Biological process (GO): protein phosphorylation
Molecular function (GO): ATP binding; protein serine/threonine kinase activity
Source: RefSeq, a predicted model, not a curated record
GAGGAGCGGCCGGAAGUGCGGCCCUCCGGGGGCGGGCAGAGGUGACUUAAGGCGGAGCCCGGGGCGCUGGCCAAUCGGAAGCGACGGUCCCAGCGGACGGGGCGGAAGAGAAGAGGUCUAAUUCCGGACGCGGCGGCGGACGCCGCCGCCAUCUGUCACCUCAGCUCCGGCACCAGCACCAGUACCAGCACCAGCACCCCGUCGCCCCUGCUCCGCCUCCUGUCUCCCCGGCAGAGGCUGCUUCCCGGUCCUGUCAUCUCUCUGCUCUGUCCUCGGUGCUGUCUUCUUCCCCUACAUGGAUCUGGUCGGAGUAUCAUCGCCCGAACCCGGGCCGGCAGCGGCCUGGGGCCCCAACAAGUGUCCAUGGGCUACCCCUCAAAAUACAGUAUCUUGUUCUUUGGCUGAUGUAAUGAGUGAACAGUUGGCUAAAGAGUUGCAAUUAGAAGAAGAAGCUGCCACUUUUCCUAAAGUUGUUGUUGCUGAAGGACCAUUUAUUACUGGAGAAAACACUGAUACUUCCAGCGACCUAAUGCUGGCUCAGAUGUUACAGAUGGAAUUUGACAGAGAAUAUGAUGCACAGCUUAGGCGUGAAGAAAAAAAAUUCAAUGGAGAUAGCAAAGUUUCCAUUUCCUUUGAAAAUUAUCGAAAAGUACAUCCUUAUGAAGACAGUGAUAGCUCUGAAGAUGAAGUUGACUGGCAGGAUACUCGUGAUGAUCCCUAUAGACCAGCAAAACCAGUUCCUACUCCCAAAAAGGGUUUUAUUGGAAAAGGAAGAGACAUCACCACCAAACAUGAUGAAGUAGUAUGUGGGAGAAAGAAUACAGCCAGAAUGGAAAAUUUUGCACCAGGAUUUCAAGUAGGAGAUGGAAUUGGAAUGGAUUUAAAACUAUCAAACCACGUUUUCAAUGCUUUAAAACAACAUGCCUACUCAGAAGAACGUCGAAGCGCCCGCCUUCAUGAGAAAAAAGAACAUUCUACUGCAGAAAAAGCAGUUGAUCCUAAGACACGUUUACUUAUGUAUAAAAUGGUCAACUCUGGAAUGUUGGAGACAAUCACUGGCUGCAUUAGUACAGGAAAGGAAUCUGUUGUCUUUCAUGCGUAUGGAGGGAGCAUGGAAGAUGAGAAGGAAUAUUGUAAAUUUAUACCUACAGAAUGUGCCAUCAAGGUAUUUAAAACAACCCUUAAUGAGUUUAAGAACCGUGACAAAUAUAUUAAAGAUGAUUUCAGGUUUAAAGAUCGCUUCAGUAAACUAAAUCCACGUAAGAUCAUCCGAAUGUGGGCAGAAAAAGAAAUGCACAAUCUCACCAGAAUGCAGAAAGCUGGAAUUCCUUGUCCAGCAGUUGUGCUACUCAAGAAACACAUUUUAGUUAUGUCUUUUAUUGGUCAUGAUCAAGUUCCAGCCCCUAAAUUGAAAGAAGUAAAGCUCAGUAGUGAAGAAAUGAAAGAAGCCUACUAUCAAACUCUUCACUUGAUGCAGCAGUUAUAUAAUGAAUGCACGCUCAUACAUGCUGACCUCAGUGAAUAUAACAUGCUGUGGCAUGCUGGGAAGGUUUGGUUGAUCGAUGUCAGUCAGUCUGUAGAACCAACCCAUCCUCAUGGCCUGGAGUUCUUGUUCCGUGACUGUAGGAAUGUCUCACAGUUUUUCCAGAAAGGAGGAGUAAAGGAAGCCCUUAGUGAACGAGAGCUCUUCAAUGCUGUUUCAGGCUUAAACAUCUCAGCAGAUAAUGAAGCUGAUUUCUUGGCUGAGAUAGAAGCUUUGGAGAAAAUGAAUGAAGAUCAUGUUCAGAAGAAUGGAAGGAAAGCUGCUUCAUUUUUGAAAGAUGAUGAAGGUCCUCCAGUUCCAUGUGAUGAAUAGCACUAAUACCCACAGCUUUCAGUGUUAACACAGCGGUAAUUGCCAGCUGCCAAUGCCAAACGAAGUUAUGGGUGACUUGAAAUACCGAACACGAGGAGUGUACAAUGGUGCUUCUGUGCAUUUUGCCCCUUGUAACCCAUAUGCCAGAUGUGUGGAAUUUUUAGCUUGGCAUUGAGAGAAUAAAAUGUCACUACCUCUCAUCUUAUGAACAGGAUAAUAUAAUUCUUUAACAGCUAAAGGUUAUCUGUUGAAAUCAACCUGAUUUUACAGGAUUCGUGGUAUAAAAUGUUUUGAUGAUAAUUUUUAAAAACUUAGGUAACAUUUCCAGAUAUGGGAGGAAAGGACAGAAGUGUUUACAAGGGAGGCUUUUAUUACAACAUACUUGGUCUGAUCACCUCCCUGUUUUGUGUUUCAUCUUUCCUGAAAUAUUUUAUUGGCCUGAAAUUAGCCCUUCUCAGUUCUUUUUCCAGAUUGUGACCAUGAUUCUAAAGGAAAAUAAUCUUCCUUUAGUAGGUGUUAUAAAUGGAAAUCUGGUUUCAGAAUGGCUGAUGGAAACAGUCAUAAGCAAAAUACUUUUAUUGGUACAUUGUGAAUAUAAACUGAAUUCUUUCCCAUGUUUAUAUCCAAGAAAAGGCAUUGUAGGUUUUUGAAAUUUGUGUGUGUGUGUGUGUGUGUGUGUGUGUAUAUAUAUAUAUAUAUAUAUAUAUAUGUAUAUCUUUGUAAGAACCAUCCAAAUUUUUAAAAAUUAACUUUCAUCAUUUCUAUAUUUAGGUGAAAUGGAUAGAAUGUAACUCAUGGUGCAGCUGCUCUGCAUUUAUAAUAAAAAUGUAAAAUAUCUGGAAGGGCAGAAAUAAGAUUUAAUCCUGUUUGACACAUUUUAAUGAAGUCAAUGAUACAAGUUCAGUUUACAUUUCAUUCAAACAUAUACUUAUUCAUUCAUUUUGAGAGAAAUACAGCAAGUCAAAUGAUAAACACUAGGUGUGAAACACAUUGGGUACCAAAUUAACCAACUAAUUUGAACUAUCUGACCUCACUUUUAAUAAUUUUUAGUAUUAGCUAGAUGCCACUUUUUAAAUAAAGUAAGCACUGCAUUGGCUUUAUUAGGAUUGAGGUUCAUUAACUACAAUGUAAUCAUUCCUCCUAUUACUGAUUUCAGAUUGGAACCACUAGAGGCCCAAUCUGAUAAUAGAAAGUAAAAAUCUAAACAUCAUUUACAUUUGAAAGUCCCUCCUUUAAUAUUUACAAAUGCCAAAUAUGUUCUUUCUAGAAAAGUAUUUAUUUUUGUUUCUGUUUUAUGGCUUUUAGAGAAGUAUGAUUUCGGGUGGAUACUUAUUACAUUUCUGAAAUGUUUACUACUAUGAAACAAAGAUUUAAAUGAUUGGUGAUUAUUGGCUUUACAGAAAUUUCAGAGAGCUAAUUUUUAAAAACCACUAACCACUUAAAAAGUUUUUUGUUUUGUUUUCUGACAUGCUCUGUUUGACUAAGAGCAACGAAUGUUGCUGUAUAGCAUUCUUGGAGUGUGCUGUGAAACAUGCUUUUUAAGAUAUUAAAAACAAAGAGAUCAUUUUA